Messenger RNA from Ectocarpus sp. CCAP 1310/34, 1152 nucleotides. The record is from the annotation of a GenBank genome assembly. Lineage: Eukaryota; Phaeophyceae; Ectocarpales; Ectocarpaceae.
AUGUAUCGCCUGAAGGAUGGCACGCGUCUAAAUCCGUGGCCCAACGCUGCCAGGGGAGAUUGUGGUCCGUACUCUAUCAUCGAUCUUCGUCGGAUCGAGUUCGGGGCUACCCCCGGAACAACCCGCGUGGAACGGGAGCAACUCGCCAGCAUCCAAAAGCUUCGACGCGACGUAGCCAGUCUCGGACGCGCAAGGACCCACCGGACGGUUGAGGAUGGGCAAUUCACUGACGACUUUCUCUUUGGCACCGUCAAAGUACAGGAGAGGCCAAUCGAACAAUUGAUAUCUAACCCACUCCUACGCAUCUUGAAGAGGGAGACAUGGUUGAAGGUGGCGGAGCGUCAAGGUGGAUAUUGGGACGGGAAGCACAUGGAGGCAGCGGCUGUCGUGUCAGCCAAGGAGCCUGUCGCAGCAAAGGAGCCCACCGCAGCCAAGGAGCCCGCCGCAGCGAAGGAGCCCACCGCCCCGGAGGAGGUGGUUCCCCUCGACCAGCCUGUCGCAGCGAAAGAGCCCACCGCAGCGAAGGAGCCGGCCGCAUCGAAGGAGCCCGCCUCGCCGGAGGACCCCGACGCCCCAGAGGAGCCCACUACAGCGAAGGAGCCUGUCGCAUUGAAGGAGCCCGCCGCGCCGGAGGAAACCGCCGCCCGAGAGCAGUCCACCGCAGCGAAGGAGCCCGCCACCCCGGAGGAGCCCACCGCGCCCAAGGAGCCCACCGCAGCGACGGAGCCUCGCGUGGUCAACAAGCCCGCCGCCCACCACGAGGAGCCUGUCACACCGAAGGAGCUUGCCGACACCAAGGAGCCCGCCGCAGCCAAGGAGCCCGCCACAGCCAAGCAGGGUGGAGACGACUGGGUUCUCGUGGGCAAGAAUGGGCGCCCGACGACCUCGGGUAGUGGUGGCAUCGACAUGGAUGAGCGCGCCGAGAAGAGCAACUCCAUAGUCAAGGGCUCAAACCUUUCGACUAAGUUUGAUACGGGCAAUACGUACACCUUGCUGGGUUGUGAAGAGGAGGCGGGGGACGUGGGGGAAGGAGAGCACGUAGUCGUGGAGGCGGUUGAGGCAGCGGAGGAGGAGGAUGGAGCGCACACGGGAUUGGCGGUGGGGAUUGGGGUGGAGGCGGAGGCGGAGGAGACAGCAAAGGAGAACCCUUAA